Rubroshorea leprosula is the source of this 1456-nucleotide messenger RNA. The record is from the annotation of a GenBank genome assembly. Lineage: Eukaryota; Viridiplantae; Streptophyta; Magnoliopsida; Malvales; Dipterocarpaceae.
UCCUUUCCUUUACUAAUUUUUAUCCAAACAUAGGCUUAGAGCUAAAAGCGAGUGGAGGCAACUCAAGCAAUUAGCCAUUGUCAUCGAGAGCUUGAGGAGAAUCAGAGGUAGAGCCAUAGAAGAGGAAUUUGUGAGCUACGAUUUAGAGGAAUGGAGCAACUCAAGCAAUCAGCCAUUGUCAUCGAGAGCUUGAGGAGAAUCAGAGGUAGAGCCAUAGAGGAGGAAUUUGUGAGCUACGAUUUAAAGGAAUGGAGUAAGUGUGCUGUCCUCGUGAGGGUGAGCAUUCUAGUUGUAACUUCUUUUGCAGCCUUUACAGUUUCUUGGGUUGCGAAGAAGAAAGGCACUUCCAUUUUACCGCAUUCAGAAAAUUGCUCAAGCUUUGAACAAGGUUAUGGGGAAGAAGAAAGGUUUAGAGAUGACAUUCAUGAAGUGGAGAUGCCGGAGGAAGAGAUUAAAGGUGUCAAAUGGAUGAAAAUGAGAGAUGAUGUUGAGCAAAAUUUGCCUGGGAAAGGAGACUGUGGAAGGUUAGAAAGUAUGGAAAUAGAGAAGUUGCAGAAUAUGGUUAAAGAGUUGGAGAAGAGGAAGGCAACCCUUGAAAGGAAAGUGCUUGAAUUGUAUGGUCUGAAAGAACAGCAAUCAUACCAUGUCCAUCUGCAUAAGAAUUUACAGGACAAGAAUGCAGAAACCAUCAAACUGAAUAUCACAAUCAAUGCAUUGAAGGUUGAGAUAAAGGAUCUUCAAGAAAAAUCUAGACAGGGCAGCUUGACUAAGAAAAAUGCCUUGGUUGAGAAGAAGCUUAGUACCGUGCAAAGCAUCGAGUUGAAUGUUGUGAGUCUGAGGAGGAGAAGCAAAGCACUUGAGUUAGAAAAAAGGGAGUUGGCAAUUAAGUUAGUUGCUGCUCAUGCCAAAACAUCUGCCAUUUCCAAGUUAACAGAGGGUGAGAUUAUUGCUAGAACUGAGGAAGAGAUCACCAUGUUAAGACAUGGCAAUGAAGACCUCUUAAAAGGAGUAGAAAGACUGCAGAAGAACAGGUUUUCCUGUUCAAUGGUGACAUCAGACCCAUCAACCUCAAGCAAGAAAAACAUUUCUACAGAAUCUCCAUUAAUGUUAUCACCAGCAUAUGUUGCAAGACUGGGGAGAGUUUCUUUCAAUGAUACAAUAGUGACGGUUCCAUCAGCAAAUAUAGAUAAAGGGGCAUUGGAUGAAAAGGAAAUGUGUUCUGACAGGUCUAUUUACAGGUCUACUAUGAGUGCACAGUGUCAAGUUGAAAUGCCUGAGAGAAACCUGAAUUAUCAUCACCGGAGGUUCUAACAAAUUCAUGCCAAGCAAGCAACUCGAGUAUAUCUAUGGACAAGUAUAUAGUUGAUGCCAAAGUAGAUGACAAUGAAACUGCUCAGAAAGAGGAAUUGCAUUCAGGGUCUUCCUAUGUUCUUUCUAAUGAAGACAAGAAUGAUAA